GGGCUUUCAGUCAGCCCACUUUCUGUUCUAUAAUAUUUAUUAUUUCAUCGCAUCUUCUCUAUCUUCCCCGCUUAGGAAAAAGAAAAAAAGAAACAGAGACAACCGGCGGAUAUUCCGACGGCUAAUAAUCACCGUGUAGGGUUUGAGAAGAUUAAUGUGAUUGUUGAUAGAUGGCGACUUGUGUUCGUGCGGGUCCUCCGUUGAGGCCUUCUCUCCAUGUCUCAAGAAAAGCUUCCAAAUCACAACAACAGCAGCAACAUGGUACAAUGUGCAGAUUACCUGUUCGUUUAAAGGAUAAUAUCCCUACGACAUCAUUAAAACUUGAUGCUAAUGCUAGAGUGUCUUCCCAAUACGGAGUUGUAAUGAAACAACCACAGUCUGCAAGGAAAUAUCAGCAAGCCGCAAUUGUUUGCUUGUUUGGCGGUAAAGACAAGGCUGACAAAAACAAGGAGCCAUUUUCAUGGUCCUUUGAGAAAGUCAUGGAAAAUUUCAAAGGACAGUCGGUAGAAGAUGUGUUGCGGAAGCAGAUAGAAAAGCAAGAAUUUUAUGAUGGAGGAAGUGGGAGAAACCCACCUCGUGGUGGUGGCGGUGGUGGGGAUGACGCUGGAGAGUCUGAGGAUGAAGGCCUUGCAGGAAUCAUGGAUGAAACUCUUCAAGUAGUCUUGGCCACCAUCGGAUUCAUCUUUCUGUAUAUUUACAUUAUUACUGGUGAGGAAUUGACUCGACUCGCAAAAGAUUACAUCAAGUAUCUUUUGAAAGGCAGUAAGAGUGUUCGUCUGAAAAGAGCAAUGAACAAGUGGAAGAGGCUCUACCAGAAACUCACCGAGACAGAGGUGGUUGACAAGUUUUGGCUGGAAAAGACAAUUGUCAACACCCCAACUGCCUAUGACAGCCCUGCAAAGUACAGGCAAAUUUACAAGUCUUUGCUACAAUCAAAUGCAGACAAGUAAAAUCUAGCUCAUGCUAUUACUGAAGAUGGUUUGUGCCUAGAGGUAGAAGUGACAUAAUAUUUCAUAAAGGCCUUUUGUUGUCUAGAUUAUUUGUUUAUGGCAGAGCAAUUUUGUAUAGCAUUUAAAAAUAUAAACUCAGGGUAGAGUCUAGAUUGUUAGAGGUGUUUAUGAAACUUCUCUUAGGAUUCACUAGGAUGGUUCUGAAUGAAAUAACCAUUAUGAUGCGACUGAUUUGCAGUUAA
Messenger RNA from Ricinus communis (castor bean), 1192 nucleotides. RefSeq lists its product as uncharacterized. The transcript has 4 exons. Gene Ontology annotation, cellular component: chloroplast. The record is from RefSeq and is a predicted model, not a curated record. Lineage: Eukaryota; Viridiplantae; Streptophyta; Magnoliopsida; Malpighiales; Euphorbiaceae. The coding region runs from base 171 to 950 and encodes 259 amino acids.